GAGCUCGUUGUAUUUGCUAAGGGAGAGGGUUUCAGCAGGGCUGGGGGCGCAACAGCGCGGUGACAAGCCAUCUGCGAGGAGGAAAAGCACCUUCAUCUGUUUAAUUUUACGUUGAAUUAUUUCACAAUGCAUAACGAACUCAAAUCAGGCUCCAAAUGAAACAGUAAAACCGAAGUUAAAGUUUAAAUCAAUGGUACAGGAGGGUAAUAUGUCCAGGACGCCUUCCACCUCAACCCAGGAAAUCCAAAUGGACAUGUUCGACCACCACGGCUCUCACGCUCAGGGGAAGUAUGCAAAGAGAAAGAGUCGCUUCAAACGCUCAGAUGGAAGCACCUCCUCCGACACGACCUCCAACAGCUUUGUUCGACAGGGCUCGGCAGACUCCUACACCAGUCGUCCUUCAGACUCUGACGUGUCUCUGGAGGAGGACCCUGAGGCUCUCAGGAAAGAAGCCGAUAGACAAGCUCUUGCCACCCUGGAGAAGGCUAAGACCAAGCCUGUAGCGUUUGCAGUGAGGACUAACGUUGGCUAUAACCCAGGCCCUAAUGAUGAUGUGCCUGUUCAGGGCAUGGCCAUCUCUUUCGAACCCAAAGACUUCCUGCACAUCAAAGAGAAGUAUAAUAAUGACUGGUGGAUCGGGCGUUUGGUGAAGGAGGGAUGUGAGGUGGGCUUUAUCCCCAGUCCAGUGAAGCUCGAGAGCACUCGGCAGUUACAAGAACAGAGAAUGAGACAGAACCGCCUUAGUUCCAGUAAGUCUGGUGGAAGCUCUAGCCUGGACGUCGCCACAGGUGCCCGCAGGCCCACUCCUCCUGGAACAGCUGACUUGUCCUCGGGGCUUUAUGACGAUGCUUUGGAUUCGGAUGUUGAGGAGGCGGAGACUGCCGACACCCGCGACCAUAAGGGUGUGGGCGGAAGUGUCACCUCCCCUCAAGGCAACCUGCCCCGCCUCCCUUUCUUUAAGAAGAUGGAACAUGUUCCUCCUUACGAUGUGGUGCCUUCCAUGAGACCCAUUAUUUUAGUGGGGCCGUCCCUUAAAGGCUAUGAGGUCACAGAUAUGAUGCAGAAAGCUCUCUUCGACUUUCUAAAACACAAAUUUGAGGGCAGAAUAUCCAUCACCCGGGUGACAGCCGACAUCUCACUUGCCAAACGCUCCGUCCUUAACAACCCCAGCAAACACACCAUCAUCGAGCGCUCCAGCACCAGAUCCAGCCUGGACUUACUGGCUGAGGUACAGAGUGAAAUCGAGAGAAUCUUUGAGCUGGCUCGGACGCUUCAGUUAGUGGCUCUGGAUGCAGACACAAUUAACCAUCCAUCUCAACUGGCCAAGACCUCACUGGCACCAAUCAUAGUCUAUAUCAAGAUCGCCUCUCCAAAGGUGUUGCAGAGGCUGAUAAAGUCCAGGGGAAAAUCUCAGGCCAAACAUCUCAAUGUCCAAAUGGUGGCAGCUGAUAAACUGGCACAAUGUCCUCCUGAGCUGUUUGACAUAAUCUUAGAUGAGAAUCAGCUGGAGGAUGCGUGUGAACAUCUGGCUGAAUACCUGGAAGCUUACUGGAAGGCCACACAUCCACCAAGCAGCAACCCGCCCAACCCUCUGCUGAACCGCACCAUGGCCACAGCCGCCCUGGCCGCUUCGCCCGAACCCGUCUCCAACCUGCAGGGGCCGUUCCUGGUGCAUGGAGAGCAGAAGAGGGAAAUGCCUGAACGUGGCGGCCUGCAAGACUACCAGAGUGACCUGAGCGGAAAGCAGCCACUGCGCUCCUCACGCAGCCAGCUGCAAACAGGCAGCCGGGGUCUCUCUCGUCAGGACACAUUUGACUCUGAGACCCAGGGCAGCCGUGAUUCUGCAUACACCGAUGACAUGGAGACCGAUCCAUAUGAGGAGCCUGACCCAUGCCGCUCAUACCGGCUGAACCCAGCCCACCACGCUCCGCGCCAGGCCUCCUGGGAGGACGAAGGGGCGGAGCCUGACCAGGAGAACCUCAACAUGGUCCCACCUCCAGCCAAUCAGCAUCAGCGUGGGCGAGGCAAGCUGAGGGAGCGCUACUGUCAGGACGCAGAAGCCGGAGGAGCUACGACAGGCCGCAACCACAACCAGGAGGAGUGGAGCAGAGACGUGUACAUUCGCUAGAGCAGGUUUACCUGAACACACCCAGUAGAAUCUCUAGUUUGGAUCUGUUUACAACCCAGAGAAACACACAAUCAUUGACAGACGCUGUACAGCUCGCCACAUUCACAACACGCUAGCUCUCUUCCAUUGCAUCUUUAGUUUUUGAGGACGAUACACUAACCCACAAAAGUUUGGAAGAGUGAAGAUGAGUGAUGUUUUUGAAAGACGACUUUCAUGCUUGAAAAAUACUUUUAAAAUGAUAUUAGAUUAUUAUUAUAAAUGUAGUAUUAUUAACACAAAGCUGAAUGUUUUGUUUUUUUUUUUGCUGUAAUUUGAGUCUUUAGUUGCAUGUGAUCCUUUAGAAAUCAUUCACAUAUCAUGACUGAAAAAUGAAAUAAUUUUCAUCACAGGAAAUCAUUUUAGAAAAAUAUAUUUAGGUAGAAAAAUUAUAAGUUAAUAUAAUAAUACAUUUCAUUUAAAUUGUCGUAUUUCAACAUGAUAUGUUUUUGCUGUACUUUUAAUCUAACAGAUGCAGCCUUCGGUGAGCAUACUCAAUGCUGCCUCACCUAAAAACUUUAAAUGAAAAACAUUAAGUGUUUUGGUUGUUUAUUUACAUAAUCACAUUUUUUGGGGUCUAAAAAUGCUAACUUUAAAAAACGAUUUCAAAUUGCACGUUUUUGAAAACAUUGUUAUUGACGUCGUGUAAAAACUGUUGUUAAUUGAUGCGUAUGCAUACGUGUUUAGUCUAUUGACCUUAUUCUUAACAUGCGAGAGGGAGCCAUUGGAAUCUUUUUGGUUUCGUUCGCUUCCAUUGAUUUUAAAGACGUUAAAAACAGCUCGCUAUGCUGCUUGAGUUUGCAAACUGAAUUUUUCUUAUCAUGUUAUAAUACAUUUUUGACACCGGGAACAAUUUUUGAUUUUUAAUCAUAUAUUAGCGUCAACAAUCUUUUUUAAUUCAUGUAUUCAUUUGGUUGUUGAUUUUUAAUUGAAUAUUUAUUAUUAAAAUGUUCUUGCCCCUUCUCGGGCUGGAGAGGGUCUGGUUCGGGGACCACAGGAUCUCAUCUCUGUUAUUUGCAGACAAUGUUGUUCUGUUGGCUUCAUCGAACAUGGAGCUUCAGCAUGCACUGGUUUGCUGCCGUGUGGCGCAGCUGGGAUGAGAAUCAGCACCUCCAAGUCCGAGGCCAUGGUGCUCCACCGGAAAAAGGUGGUUUGCCAUCUCCAGGUUGGAGGAGUUCAAGUAUCUUGGUGUUUUGUUUACGAAUAAGGGAAGGAUGGAACCUAAACAAGCGGAUUAGUGCAGCGGCAGCAGUAAUGCGAUUGAUUAUUCGCAGAAUAAGGUCAAUAGUCAAGUAUAAGUACUUGGCAACCAAAACAACAAUUAAAUAACAAAUACAUUACAUUGAUCUACAUUUUUACGUAUAGUCAUGAACAUAUUUGUUUGUAGAUAUAGUAGUCUUCUGACAUGUUUUAAUUAAUAAUAGUUUCUUCCAUUGGCAACUGAAUCAGAAAUUCUAAAACAAUCUCAAAAAUAAGCACACUUACUCAUCUCAGAAUAAAGCCGCCUUUCCACUGCACACAGCAUUUGGACAUGAGUCAUGACUGUCGGAAUACACUACCUUGUGGCUGUCGAACAGAAUUUUCAGUUUUGUCGUGCGCCAUGGGAGAGAAGCUUUCCUCGCAGUGUCCGAAAUAAAGGAGUGCAAAUGCAAGAGCCUUUAUUCUCUGUACGUUCACCGCGGUUGAAUGAAUGAAUACUUAAAACUCAUUUACCUUUAAAAAUUAUGGAGGGAAUGUGGAGACGACUUUUAAAAAUAAUCUUUUUUAUGACUCAUUUAUUAAUAGAAAUGUCUUGUUUUUUUCAAUUUAGACUUUUUUCUGAUUCAAAAAAUAACAAAAAAAAAAAACUACUAUUUUACAUCUCGCGCGCACAGAUUUGCUUGGACAACACUGGAAUACAUCUCAUCCGGUCGUUCGCAUACUGUCUAUUUACUGGAGUUCAAAUAUUUCAACAGAUCUGCAGCUCAAAUUUUCCGAGAUGAUAGGAACUCCCGGACUACUCUCCAUUGGAAAUGACUUCCGGUCUGUCGCUUGUUGUUUGUCGUGUGCAGUGGAAAUAGGCUUUAGGUCAAUAAGCAUGUGAGCAAGUGCUUAGCAACCAAAACAACAAUGGUGCAAUACAGCACAUUGUGUUACUUUAAAAACUGACAUUGCCAUCUACUGGACUGACAUGACAUGCAUCUUUUUAACCAAAUCCUUGUGAACAUUUUGACAAUAUCUGUAUGUAAUUUCUACAAAAACGCCAAAGAAAAACAUUUACUUUUAGCGUGUCGUCUGAAUGACGUCUUUCAAAAACAUUUGUCCAAACUUUUGACGGGUCUUAUGAGCAGGAAAUGCUGCUUAAAUCUUUAAUCUCUUUUACUUUUUUUGUAUAGUACUGCAUGAAUCAUUAUGAGGUUAGUAACUGUUCUUGAUGAGCGUUAAACACGAUUCAGAAUGUAUAUCCAAAAUCUUGCAGACGUAUGCGUGCGUUCGUUCGAUUCGGCGGUCGGGUACGUGUGUAUGUGCAUCCUCUGUAGUCUUAAACAGGGUCUUUUCUGAUACACAAGAGUCUCUGGACAGAUCCAUCAGUUUGAUUUCCCAGACUACUACAGUACUGCAGAGCGGGUGUGUUUUUUUGUGUCAUAUUUAUUUUAUUUAUGGAGGUCUGUCCAGUCUUUAGCCUGCUAAAACCUUUACCGAGCUCCACCUCUGCUGUGUGCUUCAGAAGGGGGCGCUGUGGUGCUCUCAUCUUCUAGUUUAAUAGGGCUAACAAGCGCAUCCACAGAUGAUAAUCCAGAUCUGCUAGCGGCUAUAAAAGGCUAAUAUGCAAAUCGAGAGGACAAAUUUGUUUUAGAACUAAAAGCCCAACAGUUAAAGUCGAACACGAAUAGCGUUGUGCUGAUUGUCCCGUCUUCUGUGCCUGCUCAAGGGCUUUUAGCAUCUGUGCCGCUAAUGUACCACUGCCAUUGGAAACAUGUUCUGCCUUAUUCGCACGUCAGUCACACAGGCCAACCAAUCACAAGUGCCGGAGUCGUUCAUCAGGCCACUCCCACCACAAUCAGGCUGGGUUGUCUUAACUCAGUGCAACACAUGCAGUUGUUGUCGUGUGUGUGAUAGUAGUCGAAACUGCCACUUUUAUCUUGUUUCCGCAGCCACACGUUUGCACUUCCACACAUUUCGAGGUGAAACAAGGUAUUUCUUGCAUGACAAAUUCACUUCGCAGUCUGAGAAUCGGAAUACAAUCACAAUCACUGAUGUAUUUACAGUGCGCGCACACAUCCCACUGCCAAACACAUGCUAAUAUGCUAGUGCUUUUUGUGUUGUUCUCUCUGUGGCCAAUUUCUAAGCCAGGACUGUAUGUGUGCGUGCGUAUGAAAACGAGAGAAAAUCUGAAGUCUUUACUAUUUUAUGUACGCAGAGCAUUUGGUAAAUGUCUUCUUUUUUCUUUUUCUUUUUUCAAAGAUUAUCAUGAUGAAAUUCGCUAAAUAUACAAGUAGAUAGCUUAUACUAAAUAAUGUUAUUGUUGCAUUAUCGCAAUUGUUUCAGAAUAUAAGGACAACUGAUGUAUUCUUUGGUGCCUGAUUGUAGCUCCAUUUUACUUUUUGUUUUUAAUCUGUGGAUAAAUUCAUAUUUUAAUUAAAAAUUUUAAUCUGGA
Molecule: messenger RNA, 5801 nt
Organism: Danio rerio (zebrafish)
Lineage: Eukaryota; Metazoa; Chordata; Actinopteri; Cypriniformes; Danionidae
Source: RefSeq, a predicted model, not a curated record